AUGGCCAGUAUGCUCGAUUGGCUCAUGUUCCACUCCCGUCCCGAGUUUGACCUAUGGCUCACUGCCGCGAUUGGCCAUACCGAUCUCACAGCCUUUCACUUGGCCUUCAUCAAUGCUGGUCCCUUGCACUCUCCUACGGAACUGCAUGCCAAGAUGACAGAAAUAGUCGAGGUGAUAGACCGGGGAACACUUAGUGGAGCACCCCAGGCCCGUGUGACCGCAUGCGACUCAUUUCUAAUGGGGUGCGUGGAGGAUCUCGUGGUUGAUCGUCAUGAUACGAAGUUCCUAGGGCACGUGUGCUCCAUCACCUUCUGGUGGAUGUGUUUUGAUCAAGACCACAUGGCCGUGGCUGCUACUGCUAUGGCUGCCAAGCCCUUCUGCGAGUCGAGCAUUUCUGCUUCAUCUGUCGAGCUCACCAAGCACGAGUUCAGUGAGACUCUCACUGCCUCCGCUUCUCAUGCACAGUCCAUGGUAGGUUCUUUGGCAGGGUCUCCCGAGCCUCCCACUCCUACUAUGUCAUCUGGCAAGGUGCCUGCCAUGCGUGCUAAAGCCAUUACCCCUGAGGUUCUCCGAGAAUACCUGGAUAUCAUCUGCAAUACUUCUGGGGUGCUUAAGCAGGUGCUUGUCGAUUUUGGCAAGCCUUGGCCUUCUGCCAAGAUGAAUGUCUCAUUGUCCCUGUUUCUCAGAAUGCCAGCACUUUGCGUGCCUGCAUUCACUGCUGCCUGGGGCACACUUCAUGCUGUCUUCUCAAGCCCGCUCCUGCAUUCUCAUUCAAAGACCUCUCCGCAGGUCACCACCACAUGUCUCAAUCUUUACGAUGAAUGGAAAGACCUUCAGGUGGCCCGUACUUUGGGUGAUGAAGGUGUGAUAGAGACUGCCGUCAAAGCUUUCGCGUCCUACCUGUCUGCUCUUGAUGAUAUCCCUGAAGAGACCACGCACGUUCAUGCCAAGAACUUCCACAAGAAGGCCCAAGCUUUGUUAGACCCCAUUGCAUGUCCGUCCUGGUUAGUGUGGUGUGAAGAGCUGUUGUUCUCAGGGCAGGCUGCUGCUCUUUCUGGGGCUAAGGCCAUGUAG
Messenger RNA from Laetiporus sulphureus 93-53, 1074 nucleotides. RefSeq lists its product as uncharacterized. The coding region runs from base 1 to 1074 and encodes 357 amino acids. The record is from RefSeq and is a predicted model, not a curated record. The transcript has 5 exons. Lineage: Eukaryota; Fungi; Basidiomycota; Agaricomycetes; Polyporales; Laetiporaceae.